This is a messenger RNA of Lycium barbarum (goji berry), 1007 nucleotides long. RefSeq lists its product as uncharacterized. NCBI's taxonomy places the organism in Eukaryota, Viridiplantae, Streptophyta, Magnoliopsida, Solanales, Solanaceae. The coding region runs from base 238 to 822 and encodes 194 amino acids. The transcript has 2 exons. The record is from RefSeq and is a predicted model, not a curated record.
AUAUGGACGCGGUAUGAUCAGAUUUUGAGUCAGUUGCGGGCGUUUUGUAGGGCUGGUGAGCACAUGUGGAUGGCACAGUGUCCAUUGAUCCAUAUGGACAUUGUUGAGCAUUACGCGCCCGACCGUGUGUUACGGCAGUUUGGGCAUGUACAGAACAUACCCGCAACUACACAUUGGGAGCACACCCACUAUACCAGGGACGAGCGUUCGAUCGACAAUGCGGCAUGACGAGCGCGUAUGCACCAGGAAGUCGAUGCAUGGAACACGAGGAUGACAACUCUAGCGGCUGUCGGACAUGACACUCCGAUCCAUGAGUACAUGACGUGGUGCAUGCAUAUCACUCACUCUUUAAUUGCCAACCCCUCGACGCCUCGUCCUGAUGGCCGAGGAUAUGCAUCACUCUCAGGAGCGUAUGAGGCGCUGCUACGGAUGACUCUGAUGAUACGCCAUGAGAGCAUUCCCCGUACAGAGUCCAUCGACCCUGGGAUAGCGGCAUAUGCAGCACGGAUAGUUCAACUUACCGACAUUAGUAUGACACGAGCACAGGAGUGGCAUCGUGUCGAUGAGGAUGUUCCAGAGCCUGCUCCAGAGCCUGUACCAGAGGGUGUUCCAGAGGGGGUAGGGCUGAUAGAGGUGGUCGGGCUGAUAGAUGUGGUCGGGCUGGCAGAUCGAGGUGGUCGGGCUGGCAGAGGUCUAGUAGAUGAGCCUGACGAUAUAAGCCCAUCAGGCUCCGUCGGCUACAGAUACCCCGUCGACUUCUUCUUCCAGGCCGUCAACUUCACAGAGACCUGGAUAUACGCCAGAGAUGUUUGCACAUUAUGAUCCUUCGUUAUCAUUUCCACAGGUGCCAGUUAGUGAUCUAUAUAUGGGAGACGGAGAUGAGGACAUAAACUUGGAUAUUAUUUUCGAUGACUACUUUCUUCGUCUUAUAGCAAGGUCUAUGGCACCAUCUGCAUCUCCGGCUCUGCGGGCCGCUUAGGAGCCCUCUCACAUGCUAUCUCGGGAGC